UUUUUUCUGAAAUUCGAUUAUAAAUACAACGAUGGCCGAUUAACUGAUCUGUAGCUCGCACCUCUAAAUUCGCCUUGACAGCGUCCUUGACAGAGUUGGCAUCACUGCUUUUCGCCUUGCUUUUGUCAAGUAAAUUUUUUACAAGCUGAUUGUCGCAAUUCUGUCAAAUUCAGUUCACGGAUAAAGUUUGCGGAAAAAUGAAAACAAUGAAAAUUUAGAAGUAAAAUAAAAUAUUGUUAGUUACUUGGGUUGUGGUCAAACAAGUGAACAAUAAAUUUAUGUGUAUAAAGUGCGAAGCAAACAGUUUACGAAAGGUGAGUUGAAAACCACGGGAGCUCUGCAAACAUGAGUGAAUUCGAAGCAGCAGGGGUUAAUACAAAUAUCCUGACCCCGAGCACGGGCCAGGGGUCCUUUAAUUGUGUUGACAGCAACGCUGAUAGUGCACGCAAUAGUCCGCAAAGAAGUUCAAAAACCCCUGAUAGCCAGGAAAAAAUAGAAAUUACUCACAUCAAACAGAUCCGCCUGCCUAUUGAGGGCAUGACUUGCCAGAGUUGCGUAAGGACUAUUGAGGGCACGAUAUUAGGGAAGCCAGGCAUUCUAAAUGUGCAUGUGGUUCUAGAAGAGAGUGCUGGUUAUUUUGACUACAAUCCAGAAAUAACAGAUCCGCCUAAAAUCGCCUUUGAAAUAGAAGAAAUGGGAUUCGACUGUCCAUAUAACGCUGCAGACGAAACCGUAGAAAAGGCUGCGGGUGGGAGCAUAGCUUGUAGUUCUAAAACACAAAUACGCAUCAUUGGUAUGACUUGCAACUCGUGCGUUCGCAACAUUGAAGGAAACAUAGGUACGAAGCCUGGUGUUUUAAAAAUUUGUGUAACUUUAGAGGAUAAGCGAGCCACGGUGGAGUAUGAUUCCACCCGAUUGACGCCUAGAGAAAUUGCUGAAAUGAUUGACGAUAUGGGCUUUGAAGCAAGCGUAUGUGAUGAAGCUAACGCUGGUGACGUAGGAGUUAGUACACCCAAACACACACCAAAGCGUAGUUCAACACCCCCGCAGAAGCAACAGGUGUCAAAUGGAUCUCCUGCAAACGCCUCCCCAAAGGCCCACGCAAUGGUUUCCGUUGACGAGGCAUUAUCGAAAUGCUUUCUGCAUAUACGUGGCAUGACGUGUGCCAGUUGUGUAGCAACCAUUGAGAAACACUGCAGAAAAAUUUAUGGAUUAGAUAGUAUACUUGUGGCGCUGUUAGCCGCCAAGGCAGAGGUGAAGUACAAUGCCAAUGAAGUGACUGCUGAAAAUAUUGCCAAAUCAAUAACGGAGCUGGGAUUUCCAUCGGAAAUUAUUGAUGAACCGGGAAGUGGGGAGUCAGAGGUAGAAAUUGAAAUUGCGGGUAUGACCUGUGCUUCCUGUGUAAACAAAAUCGAGACGCAUGUACGGAAAGUGAAAGGUGUUUCAGCAGCUGCAGUAACAUUAAUGACUCAAAGAGGAAAAUUCAGAUAUAAUACCGAGUUGACUGGCCCGCGCAGCAUAUGCGAGGCUAUCGAACAGCUGGGCUUCACGGCACGUCUGCUCAAUGGCAAAGACAAAAUGACGCACGACUACCUGCAACACAAAGAAGAGAUUGCCAAAUGGCGCAAUGCCUUCUUGGUAUCUCUGAUAUUUGGAGGGCCCUGUAUGGUUGCCAUGAUCUAUUUCAUGGUCGAAAUGGGAGACAAGGGACAUGCAGCGAUGUGUUGUUUGGUUCCCGGUUUGUCGAUGGAGAAUCUGGUAAUGUUUUUGCUCUCCACUCCAGUACAGUUCUUCGGGGGUUGGCAUUUUUACGUGCAGUCCUUUCGCGCAAUCCGUCACGGUACCACAAACAUGGAUGUGCUAAUUUCAAUGGUCACUACGAUAUCCUAUCUCUACUCUGUGGCGGUGGUCAUAGCAGCUGUGUUAAUGGAACAAAACUCCUCACCCUUAACAUUCUUCGACACGCCUCCUAUGUUGCUGAUUUUCAUAUCCCUGGGUCGCUGGUUGGAGCAUAUUGCUAAGGGGAAGACAUCCGAGGCUCUUACGAAACUGUUAUCAUUGAAGGCGGCUGAGGCGCUGCUGGUCGAUGUGACUCCUGACUUCGAUAUAAAAUCGGAAAAGGUUAUACCGGUAGACUACGUACAGCGAGGCGACAUUCUCAAGGUUAUACCGGGUGCAAAGGUGCCGGUGGACGGUAAAGUUCUUUAUGGUCACUCGACUUGCGAUGAAAGCCUCAUCACGGGCGAAUCAAUGCCAGUGGCCAAACGCAAAGGUGCAGUAGUCAUUGGCGGCUCGAUAAACCAAAAUGGCGUGCUACUCAUAUCUGCAACUCACACGGGUGAAAAUACAACCUUGUCACAAAUUGUGCGCUUGGUCGAGGAAGCGCAAACUUCCAAAGCGCCCAUACAGCAGUUGGCCGACCGUAUUGCCGGAUAUUUUGUGCCCUUCGUUGUGGUGGUAUCGACAAUUACGCUUAUCGGUUGGCUGAUAGCUGGCUUCGCUGACCCGAACCUCGUGCCGGUAGCAAUGGAACACAAAAUGCAUAUGGACUCUAACGCAAUUGUCAUUAGUCAUGCCUUCAAAUGCGCUUUGAGCGUACUCGCUAUUGCUUGUCCUUGCGCGUUGGGUCUGGCCACUCCAACUGCGGUAAUGGUAGCCACAGGCACCGGAGCCAUCAACGGUGUGCUGGUCAAAGGUGCUACAGCCUUAGAAAACGCCUACAAGGUAAAAACUAUUGUCUUCGACAAAACCGGUACCAUAACGCACGGCAUGCCAAUGACCUCCAAGCUAAUUAUGUUCGUCAAACCCGCCGUCUGCAGCUUAGCGCGAGCGCUCACCAUCAUUGGCGCUGCUGAGUCCAACAGCGAGCAUCCAAUAGCUUCUGCGAUUGUGCGCUUCUCAAAAGAUGUGCUGGGCUUGCAAACGUUUGGAAAGACUCAGAACUUCCUUGCCGUGCCGGGAUGUGGCAUAAAAGUGACCGUUCUGCAGUAUGAGCAGGCGUUGCGUCAGGCUUGCAAUGCAGAGAAAAUCAUUAAUUACGAAAAUAACUACCGUUCCAAUCCCAGCUCCACACACACCGAAAAUGGCGCCAGCAUUGAAGAGCUGAUACCACAGUUACUGACACGCAAGUCCAUGGAGCUUCAGCAGCAACAACAGCUUUUGCAAUUAGAUGAGACCUUACCCUCUGAGGCCGUAUCAACCGUGCUGGGCAGCGAAAUAAAUGUUCUGAUUGGCAAUCGCGAAUGGAUGCAUCGCAACGCCAUAUCGGUGCCAAAUGAAAUCGAUAACUGCAUGAGCGAGGAAGAGACAAAAGGUCACACGGCUGUGCUGUGCGCGUUGAAUGGUCAGCUCAUCUGCAUGUACGGUGUGUCAGACCUAGUCAAGCCUGAGGCGCAUCUAGCUGUUUACACGCUGAAGAAAAUGGGAAUCAAUGUAAUCCUGCUAACGGGUGACAAUGAAAACACUGCUGCAAGUAUAGCGCGCCAGGUUGGCAUUAAACGGAUCUUCGCCGAGGUGUUACCCUCGCACAAAGUGGCCAAAAUUCAGCUCAUACAAGAAAGCGGUGCCCGUGUCGCGAUGGUUGGCGACGGUGUCAAUGACAGCCCCGCUCUGGCUCAAGCCGACGUUGGCAUCGCUAUUGCGGCAGGCACUGACGUGGCGGCCGAAGCAGCCGAUGUGGUGCUGAUGCGCAACGACUUGCUGGACGUGGUGGCCUGCCUCGACCUGUCGCGCCGCACCGUGCGCCGAAUACGGUACAACUUCCUCUUCGCCAGCAUGUACAACCUUCUCGGCAUACCGCUGGCGUCGGGCAUAUUUGCACCCUUCGGCUUCACGCUGCAGCCGUGGAUGGCGUCAGUGGCGAUGGCAGCCAGCUCGGUAUCAGUGGUCUGCUCAUCUCUAAUGCUAAAAUGGUAUCGCAAACCCUCGGCUGCUUCGUUGCGUACACCCGAGUACAUGAAACUUCUGGCACAGGAGCGCGACAAUGAACUCGAACCCGAUCAGUUGUCAUUGCAUCGAGGCCUGGAAGACUUACCACGCGCUAAGCUAAACCGCUCUAAUAGCUCACUUCUGUCACGAAUAUUCCUACACGGCGGCGAUAGCAUUCGUUACGAUCACAACGAAGGCAGCCUACUGGAAACAGAAGGUCGUGAUUUCUCCCCGAAAAUUGUUAAGUCGAAGAAUAUCCGAAAUGUGACCGAAAUGCAGAAGCUUUAAAGCGAUGAAAGGCAAGUUUUUAGUGAUUGUCCGUAGGUAGUGAAGUGUAGAAUUUGUUUUUGUUAUUUUGUAUGUUUAUAUUUGUAUAACUGAGAAGUAUGUAAAUUUUAAAAAUAAGAAGCGCAACGUAGAGAUGUUUCUAUCUUAAGCCCUCUGUUCUUCGCUAUUGAACAAAAUAACGAUCACUAUUUUUUUACAUAAAUUAAGGUGCAUUUACUUUGUGCAUAUGUUUGUAAAAAGAUAUUUUUUCCGCGGAUGCAAAUCGCUUUUCGAAGAAAAAAUUUUCGAUAAGUUUAUAUACAUAGAAUAUUUUUCUAACUUUUGCCUUUCUACAAAAAUCCAACCUGAACAAAAAAAUCCUAAAAGGUACGAUAAGCAGCAGCAGUAUGUAAUAUACAUAAUAUGUACGCAAAUAUACGAAAUAUUAUUCAAUAUUAUUUAAAAAAGUGUUACACACAUACAUACAAAUUCAAACUAUAUAUCUGUGCUCAUAAGCAAUAACCGCCUAAGUCGAAAAACCUGAAUUCGAGAAAAAACGUUUUAAACAUUUGGAUAGUAAUGUUAGCCCUAUGGGGUAACAAAAAUAUUUUCGUCUUGAACUUUUCAACAGCCUAGCUGCCGAGAUGGCGAUUUCACACACGCCUGGAAUAGUAGUUGCAAAAUACGAUAGCAUAUAUAGCUCAAUUAUUUCUUAAGUCGACUUAGGCGGUUAUUGCUUAUGACAACAGAUACAAUACAUGCAUAUACACAUAUACAUAUUCAUAGUCUCCAUAUCGAUUUAGAAUAAAGACCCUAUAUCAGUGAAAACUUCCCAAACGCAACUAAUAAUGUUUGCGGUGCCAAUUAACUGCUAUGUGACAGCAGCAGCACCACAAAGCCUUUAUCGUUUAUCAAAAUGUUAGAAAAUACGAGUAGCGUGAAAUUUUUGAUAAGAGGAACAUUCUUGUGUUUUUCGAACAGAUUGGCAUUUGUGAUGUGUACUGUGUGCACUGUGGGAUUAAAAUUUAGUUCCAUAUAAAAUAAAACAACAAAGCAUAGUAAUACACAACU
Molecule: messenger RNA, 5265 nt
Organism: Rhagoletis pomonella (apple maggot)
Lineage: Eukaryota; Metazoa; Arthropoda; Insecta; Diptera; Tephritidae
Product: copper-transporting ATPase 1-like
Exons: 4
Coding region: 346-4215 (1289 amino acids)
Biological process (GO): copper ion homeostasis; monoatomic cation transport
Cellular component (GO): membrane; trans-Golgi network; perinuclear region of cytoplasm
Molecular function (GO): copper ion binding; P-type divalent copper transporter activity; ATP binding
Source: RefSeq, a predicted model, not a curated record